Molecule: messenger RNA, 1299 nt
Organism: Aplosporella prunicola CBS 121167
Lineage: Eukaryota; Fungi; Ascomycota; Dothideomycetes; Botryosphaeriales; Aplosporellaceae
Exons: 2
Coding region: 30-1172 (380 amino acids)
Biological process (GO): steroid biosynthetic process
Molecular function (GO): 3-beta-hydroxy-Delta5-steroid dehydrogenase (NAD+) activity
Source: RefSeq, a predicted model, not a curated record
CCAGGUUUCUUCAACAUCCGAAUUGAAAAAUGUCGACACCGCAAAAGUCUCUCGGCCACGUUGUGGUCACCGGCGGCUGCGGUUUCCUGGGUCACCACAUCGUCAACCUGAUCGUCGAACGAUUCCCGGAAUCGCGCAUCUCAGUGCUCGACCUCCGCACGACGAAGAACCGCAACGCCUCGCCCAACGUCUCGUACCAUGACGGCGACAUCACGAACGAGGAGUCCAUGCUCAAGCUCUUUGGCGAGCUCAAGGCCGACGUCGUCAUCCACACGGCCAGCCCCGUCGCGGUCGGCAUCAGCAAUGACCUGAUGUUCAAAGUCAACGUUGAGGGCACGCGCAUACUGCUUAAGGCGGCAAGGGAGAGCGGUGUCAAGGCAUUCGUGUACACGAGCAGUGCCAGCGUCAUCUUCGACAAUAUAAAUGAGCUGGUGAACGCGGAUGAAACGUACCCCAUUAUAGCAGGCAAGGAGCAGCCGAGCUACUACACCUCAACAAAGGCAUGGGGUGAAACCGCCGUCCUCGAUGCCAACCGCACGCCAUUGAACCCUCAAUUCCUGACCUGCUCGAUCCGACCGGCGGGUAUCUUCGGCGAAGGCGACGUGCAGCUGAUGCCGCCCAUGUUGGGCGCCUACUUCCGCGGGCAACACCGCUUCCAGCUGGGCGACAAUACAAAUCUGUUCGACUUCACGUACGUGGGCAACGUGGCACACGCGCAUCUGCUGGCAGCCGCGGCGCUGCUGCAUACCGCGCGCAUGUACCCCACCGUUCCGCUCGACACGGAGCGCGUCGAUGGCGAGGCCUUCUUCGUCACGAACGACCAGCCCGUGCAUUUCUGGGACUUUGCCCGUGCCCUCUGGCGCGAGGCCGGCGAUACCAUGCCCGUUGAGAACGUCUGGGUCCUGCCCCGCGAUGUCAUGAUGCCCGUUGGUGCCAUACUUGAGUGGGCGUGUUGGCUCAUUGGCCGCAAGCCCAACAUCACGAGAGACCAGGUCAGGUACAGCUGCGUCAGAAGGUACUACAACAUUGACAAAGCGAAGAGGAGGCUCGGUUACCGCCCUAUUGUUAGCCUGGAGGAGGGCAUUAAGAGAGGUGCGCAGGAGGUACUGAGCAGAGAAGGUCCGGAGUGGGCGUGGGUCAAGGGCGGCACUGCACCGCCCGCGAAGGCGUAAUGGAGGUUUUUUUUGCGAAGCCUUGGAUGGUGGAAAUUGGAAAGCAUGAGCACACGACGUUGGCCAACAUGUAAUGGCGCCAUAAAUAUCCCUAAUAGUAGAUGAGUGCAAAGUGCAAGCACUUUUC